This is a messenger RNA of Salarias fasciatus (jewelled blenny), 1749 nucleotides long. Its product is annotated as probable polypeptide N-acetylgalactosaminyltransferase 8. Gene Ontology annotation, biological process: protein O-linked glycosylation. Gene Ontology annotation, cellular component: Golgi apparatus. The transcript is spliced from 11 exons. The record is from RefSeq and is a predicted model, not a curated record. Gene Ontology annotation, molecular function: polypeptide N-acetylgalactosaminyltransferase activity. Lineage: Eukaryota; Metazoa; Chordata; Actinopteri; Blenniiformes; Blenniidae. The coding region runs from base 1 to 1749 and encodes 582 amino acids.
AUGAAGACGCUGAUGCGAAUAGUUGGAAUCAUUGGACUCUUUCUGCUGUUAAUAUAUGUCCUCACCUACAUAAUGGUCCUGCUGAGCGGAAGGAGAUCUGCUGCCGAAGAAGUGUGGAGAAAACUGGACCGGAUUGAAGAGAAGCUCAACCAACUGAUCAUGAAGGACGAAGAGAAACAGAAGAUUGUGAUGCCGAAGCUUUUCCCCGACUCGCCCCUGUUCGCCCAGUGGGGCGACGACCUUACAGAAGAGGAGCAGAAGGAGGCCGAGGGCCUUUUCAAGAUUUAUGGAUACAACGUGUUCCUGAGUAACCGGCUACCUCUCGACCGAGAGCUGCAGGAUACGAGAGACAAGAGAUGUCUGGUGAGGAUGAGGAGAUAUCCCAAACAGCUGCCGAGCAUCAGCGUGGUGCUGAUCUACAUAAACGAGGCUCUUUCUGUCAUCAAGAGGGCGAUCCGGAGUAUCAUGCGGCACACGCCGGGGCACCUGCUGAAGGAGAUCGUUCUGGUGGACGACUGCAGCACCUACAACGACCUGAAUACCCCGUUAGACGACUACAUAGACCUAAUAAAUGAAGAGAGGCCCGGACUCAUAAAGAAAGUUCGCCACGAGAGACAAAUGGGCUUGUCCCAGUCGCGGAUCUCCGGCUGGAAGGCGGCCACGGCUGACGUCGUGGCCAUUCUGGACGCCCAUGUUGAAGCCACCGUGGGAUGGGCGGAACCCUUGCUGGCCAGAAUCAAAGCGGACAGGACCGUGGUGGUCUCCCCCGUGUUCGACAAGGUCCAUUUCGACGACCUCCACGUGGAGAGAUACGGCCCGUCCGCUCACGCCUUCGACUGGGCAUUGUGGUGCAUGUACGAGUCCUUUAGCCCUGCCUGGAGAAAGCUGAACGACGAAUCGAGACCUGGGAAGAGUCCCUCUGUGAUGGGAAUCUUUGCGGCAGACCGACUGUUUCUCGAGGAGAUCGGUGGCCUGGACGGUGGAAUGACGGUUUACGGGGGAGAAAAUGUGGAGCUGGGCAUUCGUGUGUGGCUGUGCGGAGGGAGGGUGGAGAUCGUGACCUGUUCUAAGAUCGCCCACAUCGAGAGGGCGCACAAGCCGUAUGCGCCGGACCUCAGCAUCGCCAUGAGGAGAAACGCCCUGCGGGUGGCGGAAACAUGGCUGGAUGACUACAAUAAAAAUGUUUACAUUGCCUGGAACCUUCCUUUGAAGAACCACGGAAUCGAUAUAGGUGACAUUUCUGAGAGGAAGAAGCUCAGAGAAAGCCUGAAAUGUAAACCUUUCCAGUGGUACUUGGACCAUGUCUAUCCCGCUCUGGAAAAGUGGGAUAAUAUCUUGGGCUACGGUGUGCUGAGUAACAGCCUACUGAAGGACGUCUGCGUGGACCAGGGGCCCAUUCCAGGAAACAUCCCCGUCCUGUACGGGUGCCACCGCAUGCAGCCGCAGCUGUGCUACUACAACACGGACGGUGAGAUUUAUGUGGGGGGGAUUAAAUCUCACAAGUACAACACGAACCGCUGCCUGGUAGAUCCCGGGUCGGGAAGCAACCCCACCCUGCAGGACUGUCGGGUGGCGAAGGAGAACAAACUGAGCAUGCACUGGGACUUCAAACAAGGCCAAGCCAUCAGAAACCGGGAGACAGACCGGUGCCUUGAGCUGGCUCAGGGAGAGGACUCGUACUACCACCUCAUCAUUCAGCAGUGCUCCGGACAGAGCUGGACGAUAGAGCACCUCUUAACAAGCUCUUAG